AUGAGUAACGCCGAAGAGAAAGCGAGAACCUCCGGCGAGACCUCUCGCCCGGAGCCUUCUCUGCCGACUGUCAACCCUGCCGCUGAGAAGUCGGAGCCCCCGAAGGCUACCUUCCACCCGGCGGUCUAUGUUACUGCCUGGAUUACCCUGAGUUCCAGUGUUAUCUUGUUCAACAAGCACAUCCUUGACUACGCCCAGUUCCGAUUCCCUAUCAUUCUUACAACAUGGCAUUUGGCUUUCGCGACCUUCAUGACCCAGGUUCUCGCUCGCACCACAACCCUCCUUGAUGGCCGAAAGACCGUCAAGAUGACUGGCCGUGUAUAUCUCCGUGCUAUUGUUCCUAUCGGUAUCUUCUUCAGUUUGAGUUUGAUCUGUGGCAACGUCACAUACCUCUAUCUCUCUGUUGCGUUUAUUCAAAUGCUUAAGGCGACUACCCCCGUGGCUGUUCUGCUUGCGACUUGGGGUAUGGGAAUGGCUCCUGUCAACCUCAAGGUUCUCACCAACGUGGCUAUAAUCGUCGUUGGUGUUGUCAUCGCUUCGUUCGGUGAAAUCAAGUUCGUUUUCAUUGGUUUCCUCUUCCAGAUUGCCGGUAUCGUCUUCGAGGCCACCCGCCUGGUUAUGGUGCAACGCCUACUCAGCUCCGCCGAGUACAAGAUGGACCCUCUUGUCUCUCUUUACUACUUUGCUCCCGUAUGUGCUGUGAUGAACGGUGUUACCGCUCUCUUCCUUGAGGUUCCUACCCUCACCAUGGGUCACAUCUACAACGUUGGAGUUUGGACUCUUUUGGCGAACGCCGUAGUUGCGUUCCUGUUGAACGUUUCCGUCGUUUUCUUGAUCGGAAAGACUUCGUCCUUGGUCAUGACCCUCUGCGGUGUUCUUAAGGAUAUUCUCCUUGUCGCCGCCUCGAUGAUGAUCUGGAGCACUCCCGUUACUGCCCUCCAGUUCUUUGGAUACUCCAUCUCUCUCAUCGGUUUGGUUUACUACAAGCUUGGUGCGGACAAGAUCAAGGAGUACACCAGCCAGACUGGUCGUGCUUGGGCUGAGUAUGGUGCCACCCACCCUGCUCAGCGCCGGUUUGUGAUCAUCGGUGCUUCUCUCCUUGUCUUCUUCCUGUUCGUCGGAUACAUGGCACCCAGCUACGCCCCCGAGUCUGUGGCCAAUGUCAAGGGCGUCCUUGGCGGAGCCACUGCUGGCAAUGCUUAA
This is a messenger RNA of Aspergillus puulaauensis, 1203 nucleotides long. It is a transcript of the gene glfB, whose product is annotated as UDP-galactofuranose transporter. Gene Ontology annotation, cellular component: trans-Golgi network; Golgi apparatus; endosome. The coding region runs from base 1 to 1203 and encodes 400 amino acids. The record is from RefSeq and is a predicted model, not a curated record. The transcript has 5 exons. Gene Ontology annotation, molecular function: antiporter activity. Lineage: Eukaryota; Fungi; Ascomycota; Eurotiomycetes; Eurotiales; Aspergillaceae.